This is a messenger RNA of Thermochaetoides thermophila DSM 1495, 3036 nucleotides long. RefSeq lists its product as uncharacterized. The record is from RefSeq and is a predicted model, not a curated record. Bases 1 to 3036 code for a protein of 1011 amino acids. Gene Ontology annotation, cellular component: mitochondrial matrix. Gene Ontology annotation, molecular function: metal ion binding. The transcript is spliced from 2 exons. Lineage: Eukaryota; Fungi; Ascomycota; Sordariomycetes; Sordariales; Chaetomiaceae. Gene Ontology annotation, biological process: protein processing.
AUGUUCCGUAACACGGCGAAGCGGGCUGCAAAGGCGGCCAGCGACCUCGCCCAGCUCUCCAAGCCCGGCGACAAGCUUCAUGGCUUUACUGUUUUAAGGACGAAGCAUGUCCCAGAGCUGGAGCUAACCGCUUUGCACCUGCGGCACGAUAAGACCGGAGCCGAGCAUUUGCAUAUCGCCCGCGAUGACAGCAACAAUGUCUUCUCGAUUGGCUUUAAGACCAAUCCGCCCGAUGAUACGGGCGUCCCUCAUAUUUUGGAGCAUACCACGUUGUGUGGCAGUGAGAAGUAUCCCAUCCGGGACCCCUUCUUCAAGAUGCUCCCACGCACACUUUCCAAUUUCAUGAACGCCUUUACGGCGUCCGAUCACACCUUUUAUCCUUUUGCUACUACCAAUGCCCAGGAUUUCAAAAACCUUAUGUCCGUCUACCUGGACGCGACCCUCCAUCCUCUAUUGAAGAAGUCCGACUUCCAGCAGGAGGGAUGGCGCAUUGGACCCGAGAAUCCCCAGGCGCUUGCUGCAGGCGGCGAGGCCAGACCGGAGGACCGGAAGCUUGUCUUCAAGGGCGUCGUCUACAACGAGAUGAAGGGUCAGAUGUCCGAUGCCAGCUACCUUUUCUACAUUCGGUUCCAGGACCAUAUUUUCCCUGAUAUCAACAAUUCGGGAGGUGACCCUCAGAAGAUCACCGACCUUACCUACGAGCAGCUCAAGAAGUUCCAUGCUGAGCAUUACCACCCGAGCAACGCCAAGUUGUUCACCUAUGGCAACUUUCCGCUGGCAGAUCACCUCAAGGAAAUUGAUGCCCAAUUGUCUGCCUUUGAGCAGAUCCAAGCCGACAAGGCCAACCACCGGCCGAUCGACCUGACCAGUGGCCCGAGGGAAGUCCGUCUAUUUGGCCCUGUGGACCCUCUCGUGGAUCCCAACAAGCAGUUCAAGACCUCUGUGUCUUGGGUGCUUGGUGACACGUCCAACGUUGUAGAAUCCUUUUCUUUGGCUCUGAUUUCUGCCCUGCUCACUGAUGGCUACGGAUCUCCUAUGUAUAAGGGGCUCAUUGAAGCCGGCCUGGGCACAGAUUGGAGCCCUAACACUGGCUAUGACAGCUCUGCUAAGGUUGGCAUCUUCUCGGUCGGUCUGACUGGUGUCCAGGAAGACGAUGUUCCUAAGGUCAAGCCCACGAUCCAGAAGAUCCUCCGCAAUAUGCGAGAGAAGGGCUUCGACCGCCACAAAAUCGAUGGUUAUCUGCACCAGCUUGAACUCAGCCUGAAGCACAAGACUGCCAACUUUGGCAUGUCGUUGCUGCAGCGUCUGAAGCCUAAGUGGUUCACCGGAGUCGAUCCCUUUGACUCGCUUGCCUGGAACGACACACUUGCAGCGUUCGAAGCCGAGUACGCCAAGGGUGGUUAUCUCGAAGGUUUGAUGGAUAAAUACUUGCUCAAUGACAACACCCUGACCUUCACCAUGGCUCCAUCUCCCGACUUUAUCCAGGAGAUUGCCAGGGAGGAGGAGGCUCGCUUGAAAGAACGCAUCAAUAAGGCUGUCGAGGCCCUGGGUAGCGAAGAAAAGGCGCAGCAAGAGUUUGAGGCACAGGAGUUGGCUUUGCUUGCUGAGCAGAAUAAGACAAACACCGAAGACCUCAGCUGCUUACCGAGCGUUCAUGUCAAGGACAUCCCCCGACAGAAAGAACCGGUUGUGUUGCGCCACGAGACAGUUGGAACUAUCAAACUCCAACUGCGGGAGGCCCCCACCAACGGUCUGACUUACUUCCGUGCUAUUAACACUUUGGAGAGCUUGCCUGAUGAGCUUCGGAGCCUCGUCCCGUUGUUCACUGAUUCCAUCAUGCGGCUUGGCACCAAAGACAUGACCAUGGAACAGUUGGAGGACUUGAUCAAGCUCAAGACUGGUGGUGUGUCAGUCGGUUACCAUUCUGCCUCAAGUCCGACGGACUUUACCCAGGCCGUCGAGGGCAUUGCCUUCAGCGGCAUGGCUCUUGACCGGAACGUCCCGGUAAUGUUCGAUCUCCUCCGCAAGCUUGUGGUUGAGACGAACUUUGACAGCCCGGAAGCUCCUCAGCAGAUCCGCCAGCUCCUGCAAGCUGCUGCUGAUGGCGUUGUCAACGACAUUGCCUCUUCUGGGCAUGCCUACGCCCGCAGAGCAGCUGAAGCUGGAUUGUCCAUGGACGCUUGGCUGAAGGAGCAGGUUGGCGGCCUGACGCAAGUGCGGCUGGUAACGAGCCUUGCUAGCCGGCCAGAGUCCGAUCAGUUCCGCGAUGUGAUUGAGAAGUUAAAGCGGAUUCAAGAGCUUGCUUUCGCGGGCACCAUGCGAGUUGCUAUCACAUGCGAUAGUAACAGUGUUGGCAACAAUGUCCAAGCUCUCUCGCAGUUCCUCCAGUCCCUUCCGUCGACUCCAGCCAGUUUUCCAGCUCGCAAGCCCAUCGACUUUUCGAGGAACAUUAAAUCAUUCUAUCCACUCCCAUAUCAGGUGUAUUAUGGCGCACUUGCCCUGCCGACUGUGUCAUACACAUCUGCAGACAACGCGCCGCUCUCUAUCCUGGCAUCCCUUCUGACCCACAAGCACAUGCAUCACGAAGUUAGGGAGAAAGGUGGCGCCUAUGGCGCUGGUGCCUACUCGCGUCCUCUCGACGGCGUCUUUGGCUUUUACUCCUAUCGUGAUCCCAAUCCGGUGAAUACCAUCAAUAUCAUGCGCAACGCAGGCAGGUGGGCCGUUGACAAGAAGUGGUCGGACCGCGACCUUGAAGACGCCAAGAUCUCAGUUUUCCAGGGCGUUGAUGCUCCCCGUGCCGUGAAUGAAGAAGGCAUGAGCACAUUCGUAUACGGCAUCACCGAAGAGAUGAAGCAGAAGCGGCGCGAACAGCUCCUCGAUGUCACCAAGGACCAGGUCCGCGAAGUCGCGCAAAAGUACAUCGUCGAGGCAUUGGAGAAACAGUCGGAGCGUCUCGUAUUCCUCGGUGAAAAGCGCGAAUUUGUCGACAACACCUGGACGGUGAACGAGAUGGACAUCACUCGUCCUGCCCGUUGA